CGGGCUGAGAUAAAAUGAGGCCAGCACGAAACAUUCGCGUUUAUGUCCGCAACAAAAGUAGAUAUAACCCAGAAACUGGGGAGCGCAACUUCCUUUUUGUAGAUAUAAAUGAUUUUGCAGGAACAACGAUAGGAGAUGUGAAAGAGAAUGUAAGGAGACAAUGUAGGGGUGCAGUUAGGAUUGAUGAAUUGUUCCUGGAUAACCAGUCUCUGGCUGACGACAGGUCAGUAGCUCACUAUAACCUUGAAGAUGAAUGUAUCCUGGAGACAACAUCAAACCCAUUCUGGGUUACAUGUCUGUAUAUCAAGGCCUCGGAGGUGAAGCAGGAAAUGGAAGGGAAUCCUAAUGACAAACAAGUACAGAGCUGGACUCAGAAAUCUCUCCCAAAGAAGUACACACUGAUUGGUCUACUACUUAAUGCUAAAAAUGAGUAUGGAAGGCAGCCUCCACAUUUUGCAACGCUAGAUGAAUUUGCUGUCUAUCUCGAGAGACUUGACAAGAAAGGGGCCACCAUGCACCCUGAAUACACCCAGAAGGACCUGCGGGCAUUUGAGAGGGAGUAUAGACAGGAGUUUGUAGGGAGAUAUGAUGACCCAAUUGCUGCAUUCAUAGACCAUCAUGCUGUCAGACUGGGGCAUGCUCUUCCUGAUGAAAUAGAACAAAGACCACUAGAUAGACCAAAUAUAAUGCCAAGACAUGUUGAACACAGAGAUAACAAUGUUGUUGCAAGACCAAGAGGUGGUGGCAGAAAAAAGCAGGAGAAAUAUUGUGAUGAUUGUGAGGAGGCUCUGGCAGAGGUUUACUGCGCAGAAUGUCAAGGAGGCCUUGCUAUGUGUAGAAGAUGUUCUAACUUACUACAUGCUGGUGCCUCAAGGAGAAGACAUAACUUACAAGAUAUCGAACAAGCCCCUACAAAUACUGGCAAGCCGUAUGUUCCAAGGGCUUUCUUGGCACCAUUCUCUAUAGUCCUGGCUAUGUACAGUGCAUUAACAAGUGAGUCAAGGUUGAGUCUGACAGAAGAUGAAAUAAAAAGACGAGCGCAGCCACUGACUGACACAGACUUACAAGAUAAACAAGCUGGGAAGUACGUAGGAGGGUUUGACUGUAUGGAGAAUAUGCUGAUGAAUAAAGGCCUAGUGAAGAAAGAAGCUGCCAGGAAUCCUACGUAUUCACUGUCAGCAAGUGGUCAGGUAUUAGGACAGAGGCUGUUCAUAUUCUACACACAGUUUUACAGGUUUAUGGAGUCAUGUAGACUGCCAAAGGUCCAAAACACUGCGAGGAAUGGAGUGAUAAACAACAGAAAGUUGUGUUUGAUCAUUGAUGACAAUGAGAGGGACAAGCAGAGGUUGUUGAGAUACGCUGCAGAAAAGAAUAUCGAUGCCCAGGUUCGACUCUUACCUGCAGGAGACUAUAUAUGGAUCCUCACACCACCCAUGGUGAACCCUCAAGCCAGUUAUACAGACAAAGACUAUGGAAAUGAACUGGUGCUGCCAUUUGUUGUUGAGAGGAAGAGCUGGGAAGACUUCGAGAACACAACAAACAGUGCAAGGUUCAAACGGCAGAUCAAUAAUAUGCUGGGCAGUGGUCUGACCAAUUGUUUCUAUUUGAUGGAGGGUGGUACAUCGGGACUAAGAAAUAACCCCACCCAGCAUCACCAACAGUAUCUCAAGGGUUUAUUAGAGAAAUUAAUGACAGAGAAUGGUUUCUAUGUGAACUAUACAUCAUCGUGGAUGAAGUCAGCUCAGUGGCUAUUCUGGUUUACUGGAUUCCUAAUUGAUGGUUGCAGAACAGGUUCAUUUGAGGAUGAGUGUAUUUCCUAUCAGGAGUAUAUGUCUAGAGCUGCCAGACAAAGAGGGAAUACUGUGGUAAAUCCUGUGUUCAGAAAUGUCAAUAGAACUACACAUACCUGGAAAGCUCAGCUCUUUGUUGAUCAUAUAAUCAGAGACAGUCAGAGGGAGAGGGCAAUGAUCACUACUGUAAGAGAAGAUCUGGGUGCAGCAAACAGAAACAGCAAGCACCUGCUGGUCAUACAGGAUCUUGAACAGUAUAACAAGAGAAGACAGUCAGCACUGAACAAAUGCUGUGAAGCUGUGCAUGCCAACCCUGAUCAGGCUAGAGAUAUUGUACAAGAGAAGAUAGGACCAGUUGUCCAUAACAUGUUACAUUAUGACAUAGCCUCGUAUUGGCAGCUUUAUAUGCAGGUAAUGACAGGUGUAUAUGUAGUGAGGACAGAGACAAGCCAGGACACAGAGAAGAUACAUAGAAUAUUUACAUCUACACCAGUAGCUGUAACAACCCCAGAAGAAUAUAGAGCACCUGUACCUAAAUCAACACACAGAAGAUCUACAAAUCCAAAGAAAUCAUCAAAGACUGCCACAAUCACUUCUGCUGUAGGUCAGGGACAUGUAACAAAUGAACCUCCCCAGUUUGAUCAUGGUCUCCUUCCUAGAGUAAGACACCUUUCAGGACCACAUGUGAGUAAUCAGGACAAUGAUUUUGACAAUCUUAACACGCCUCAUGUCCAUAGAAGAGCAGACAUUCAUUCCAUAUAUUCACAAGUGAAUAUUACUUCACCCUUUCAUCGUAAUGAGGAAAGUAAGGAAGAGGAACAUUCUACUGCAGGUCAUGUGAUAAAAAGAGGCAGACGUCUGUCGAACAGUGAUCUUGGUGGCCAAACAGUGCAACCAUCACCAGAGAAACCAGUGAUACAACCAUUUUCUGGUCAAGGGUACUGCCUCGGAACAAGGUCUGCUGAAAAACACGAAUCACCUAAACAUACACAAGAUAAAAGCAUAAAUGCUCAAGAUAAAAGCAUAAAAGCUGUACAAAACACCAGAAUAAGUAGCCCUGCUGGCCUUGGUAGAGCUGAGCCAAGGUUGGUGGGAGGUAUGUGGAACAGCACAAAUAAUCCACAGGGAGGAAGAAGGAAGAGCAGUUCAGAUGAUGAUGAGCCUGAGGGAGACAUGCAUGAUAUAGACCAAUCUCUUCAUCAUACAGACUUUGUGAACUCACAAAAUGAAGAAGACAUUAUUGGGGAGAUUUUGGCAAAGAGUGCUGCAGAAGCCAGUACAGUGUCAAAUGAAGACGAAAUGUUGAAAUUGGCAGUAGAAAUAAGUAAACAGAAUUCCAGAAAUAAGACCAAUGCUGGAAAUGAAUUGACUGAUGAUGAACAACUCAAGUUAGCAUUAGAAAUGAGUAAAACAUCUCAUAAACCUCCGAUAGAGAAAGAAGAAGUAAGUUCCAUACCAGGAAAGGCAAGUUUAGAUCUACAUGAAAAGAGCAGUGUUGUAAAUUUGUCUGAAGAAGAGCAGUUAAAUCAUGUCUUACAGAUUAGUAAAGUUGAAACAGGACAAUUACAAAAGAAAAUUGACAUACCAGCAUCAAACAAGAUUGAAGUAGACAUUGAGAAAAAUGAUGAUGACAAAAUGUUUAAACUUGCUCUUGAAAUGAGUAGAAAAGAAGGUAAUAGAUUACAUAGAAAUAAAGAAAAUGAAAUGCCUUCAGAUGUUGAUAAGGAAGAUGUGAUUUUGAUACCUGGUACAGAAGAGGAUCAAGUGAAAUUAGCUUUGGAAAUGAGUAGAAAAGAAACACUCAAAAAUAAUAUAAAUGAUCCUCAAAUAGAUAGACCUGAUAAAGUGAAUAGAAUCCCUUGUAAGAGAAAGAAUGAUGAAUCUGAAAAAUGUGCUGAUAGAAAAUUUAGAGUAGAUAUUCAUGAGAAUUUAUCUGAGGAAGAACAGUUGAAAUUAGCGAUGGAGUUAAGCAUUUCUCAGAUAGCAGAAGAAAAUGAAAAUUCAAAUAUGAAAGCUAGUGUUAGAAGUAGAAUUUAUGAAAGUUUUGGUAAGUCUCUCCAUUUUAGGAAAGAGGUUGAAGAAUCUAACAAAGGGAUUAGCCCAUUUAAGAAAACUAAACUGGAAAGUGAUAAUGAACCAGUUAGAAGCAUUGAAAGGGAAGGCAGAGGUAUUCAUGGUAAUUGUGGAAUAUCAGUUUAUGACGAAAAUAAAAAUCUGAAAGUUGCAAUAGAGAGAAGUAAAGUUGAACAUAGUCCAGUAAAGAAAGUUAAAGUAGGGAAAAUGUUUCUAGAUGAGGACGAAAUGAUUAAUAUUGCAAUUGAAAGAAGUAAGGUUGAGCAUAGUCCACUGAAGAAGAGUGUGGCUAAUCCUUCAGAAGAAUGUGUUGGUGAUAAUACUGACAAUGUUGAGGUGAUUGAAAUAAACUCACAAAAUUCUCAAGAAGGAGAUGAUUAUGAAAAUUGUAGUGGUGACUUGAUCAGCUCUGUUGAUGCUUCUUUACAAAAGGACAUUUCAGAUAAUAGUUCGAAGUUGGAAGAAAGUGCAAGAACAUAUCACAUUGAUAUAAAUGAUCCCACACACCGUUGUACUACUGCUGGGACUUGCAUUGAGCUGGGAACACCUUUAAGUAAGGCUAAAACUGGUCUGUCUCCAAAAAUAGACAUAAGUCAUUAUUGUGCUGGUGAUAAUAACACUACUGAAGAUGAAGGUGAUAUGGAGGACAGUGACUAUAUUCCUCCAUCACCAGGGAGAACUAGUUUUUCAGGUAAUGGUUCCCUCUCACAGUCAUUCUUUUCUAAAACGCCAGAAAAUCUAAGUCAGAAAAAUAUAACUUUGUGUAAACCAGCAAGAAAUUUGUAUGAUGAAGCAUUGCCAGAUGGGCAGUCAAAAUACAAAGUCUCAAAAACUGAUGCAUCUUGUCUUCAGAAUGAUUUAACAGUAUAUGGUAACUGUGCUAGAAAAAUGGAAAAUGAAACAGAUGAUUUGGAGAGCUCUUAUGAAAAAUUGAAAGAAUCUGUAGGUAAAAAUAAGAAAUUUAAUAUAAAGGCAAGUUUAUUUUAUGAUAGCAGUGAUUCAGAAAGUGGAAGCGAAGAUGAUAUAUUUAGGGACUUGGAUGCAGCUGAUGAUGAUGGUGAUGGUGAUGAUGGUUGUGGAGAUAAUGAAAAUCUUUCCAAGAAAAACUUUCAUAAUGAGUUUGAAGAAAAUGCUGACACUGAAAAUAAAUUUGAAAAAAGAAAGAAAGAUGAUGCUCUGUUUGACAGUGGUGAAUCCAAACUGGGAAAAAACAUGAAAGAGGUGAAGAAUAAUGUCAAAUUCAAUGAGACUGCAUACAGAGAAAAUCAUGUAGAUUCUAAGAAAGACAAAACAAUGGACCAAUUUAGUGUAACCAGUGGAAGAGUAGAACCUGAAAAUGAUAAAGAGAUGUUUGAAGCAGAUCAAAAUCCUGAAGAUGAUUAUCUGGACUUUGAUGAUGAUAAUGACAUUGACUAUCAACCAGACUCACAAGACAUGAAAAUGGACAGUGAAAGUGAAUCUGGGGAUAAUGACUGUAGUGAUUUAGAGGAAAAUUCUCAAGAAAGAAAUGAUUUGGAUUUACUUCCUUUGAUAAGGAGACCAAGAAAAAUUCGAUAUAGACAAUUGAAAGAAGAAAGUGAAAGUUUAUAUGAACAAAAAAGAAAAGAAAAAGAGUUAAAUGAGUUAAAUAGUGAAAUUUUAGUAAAGACUGAAGUUGGCAGUGAUCAGGAGGGAAGUGAAUUAACAGCAGAUGAAAUAUUUGCUAGACAAGUUCAGGAAGAACUUGAUAGAGAGGCAAAACAACAAGAGGAGGAACAAGCAUUAAUAGAUGAUGCUUAUAUUGCCCGACAAUUGCAUGAGACAUUGAACAAAGAACCUCCACCAAGUCAUCCAGGAGAGCAAAUGGAUAAUCAACAAAAACUGAAAAAUCAAAUGAAUAAUAGUGAAAGAACCAAAGAGGCCGAUGUUACUCAAGCAUGUAGAGGUCAAAACCAGGAAACCUCAAGCAGUUUCAUACCUGAUAAAGCAACAAAUGUUGAUACAGAAUUUGCUACCAGCAGUGGUAACCCUGAAGCACUGGUUAGAGAGUUACAAAGGAGAGAAUUGGAGAAGAUUGAAAGAUGGAGAAAGAUGUUGGUGGAAGAUGAGAAAUUGGCCAGAGGAAUGCAGGAGAUGCAAGACUAUAAGACAGAAGAAGAGAUAGGUGGUGAGAGGAAAAUCGAGAGUAAUGUUUCCAGACAAGUAGAACCAAGCUUCAAGCAAAUGGUUGCCCAGCACAAGGCUAGCAAAGAGAAAGCCAUUGCUCAGUUGCAGGAAUACAGGGAUCUUCAGAUGAGAAGGUUUCAGGAAGCACAUGGUGGACCACUGAACAGUAUUACAUCCAGACAAAGUGACAAUAGCAGGAACUUUGACAAUAAUGAUGUGAUUAUUGUGGAUGAGCCUCAGGACUUUGCUGUACCAAGGACAAACAGGACACCUUACAGAGAUACAAGACCAGAUGUGAAUCCACAAGAAACUAGGACAAUGUUAAAUAGAGAUAAUCAUAAUAUUGUAACUGAAAGUCAGUCUGCCAUAUAUAAUCCUAAUAUAAACCAUUCAUUUUAUAAUGAUCAUAUGAAUCAACCUAGCCAAUCAAAGCCUUCUGUGGGAAAUCAAAUCAACCAAUCACAGGCUUUCAGUGGAGAUCACAUGACACAGAGUAGCCAGUCACAGUCUGUUGUAAUAAAACAUUCAAAUGUCACUUGUGGAAACUGUGGAGAGAAAGGACAUAAUAGGACAUUCCCGAAAUGUUCCAAAUAUCACACUGCAGAAGAAAGUGCCAGGAGAGAGGCCAAGUUGGAGAAACAGAGGCUACAAAAGGAAGAGAAAAAGAAACAAGAGGUGGAAACAAUACAUAUGUUGUCUGAGCACAGGAGAGUGUUAGAGGAGAUGACUUCUCAGAUACAGCAAGAGAUGGGCACCAUCCAGAACCGGUUACAACAGCGGGCAUCCGAGCUAGAAUCUCAGGUCAGCACCAGGGUCAGGAAAAUAGAAAAUGCCCACAAAAAGAAAAAGCGAUGACUUGUAGUGUGAGCUUUACAUAAAACAGACUUAGUGACAGUGUAUGUUAUGUUGUGUGUUCAGUACAUACUGUAAUCUGGUCAAUGAUUAAACCUACUUGAAUUUUACUGCCAUUUCCCCAAAGCAUUUUUUAUUAUAUUUUAUAUCUUUGAGAAGCCUCAAUGAAGAGUAAUAUAAUAUCACCUUUCUGCAUAGUUGUAUUAUCGUUUAAAACUUACAGUGAUUUGACAUUGUUUUGUUUUUUUCAUACUUUAAGCUAACUUUGAUUUUAGAUAAAAGAAUUGCCAUGUAACAUGUUACUACUGAGGUUGUCAUGAUAUUUGAUUGGAUAUAUUUUUUGAAACCUUUAUUAUCCCUUAGUUUUGUAAUAUGAGAAAUAUAUCUGUUAACUUACACAGACACUUGUUUGUACAUGAAUCUCUUCAGGACAUAAAGUGCCAUAUGUUAUUGUUAUUUUAUCACUUCUUCAGUGCCCUUUUAUAUCACUGUUUCUAGUUUUAAAGACUGAAUUUUCUGUUGUUUUGACAUUGUUAUAUUUGCAUAGAAUAUUGCAAAUUUCACAACUCAGAAAACAUUUUAGUGGUGUAUUUUGUUUUACAAAAUGUAAUUGCAAAUGGAAUAUUUCAUUUUAUUUUUAAGGUCAGUGUGAAAAAAUGUUGCUUAAUAGGAAUACUUUAUUAAUACAGUUGUAGUUUUUACAAAGCUUUUCUUUUUGUAACAAUUCUUCAUCCACCAUCAAAGCUAGAAAAUCGCUAUAUGACCUAUAAUUGUGUUGGUGUGACUUUAAACCCAACAACAAAUAAUGUCAUUUAAAGGCCUUAUUACAUCUAAAUUAAGUUACAUCAAAAUGCAGAUUACCAUGUGUUUCAGCUUGAUGUGUGAGGAGGAAGAAAUCAGUAUGUAUCAUUUAUGAUAAAUUUUGAAACUUCCUCUCCAAGUUCUUGGUCUACCAUACUGAUAUUCUCUUAGUUUUUAGCUUGACUGUAUAUGUCUGCAUCUGCACCCAAUACUUGGUUAAAGUUUUGAUGCACUUUGAUUUUAUCAGUGAUACAAUUUGAUGGAUUUUAGCCUUUUACUAAGAAUUUCAGGUUUUGAUGCACUUUCACCCUGUCUCUGUUGUUACUAGAUGAGUUUGAUUUUAUUAAAUUUCAGUUGUUCCACCUCAUUGCAAACAUCAUGUUACAAGGUCUAUGAACUGUAGCUGUGCAUGACACAUUUUAAUGGGAUGGACAAAUGGGAGUAUCCAUACUUACUUGAAUUCAUCUUGUCAGUUUAGAAACUUCACACAUGAGAUUUUUGUUUCCUCAGACAAAGCAGUAUUGUGGGGGGAGGGGGGGGGGGGGCCUAUUGCCCAAAUGAUAGCUCUAGUUUCCUCAGGUACUUUGAAGUCAUUAAUAUUCAUGGGGGACAAAUUUUCAUGGUUGAGUCAAUCCACGAAAUUUAAUCCCAAGGAACAAGUAAAAUUUCCAUUCAUUUUAUGUUCAAAAGUUAAAAGCCAUGAAUUCAUAGCCCCGCGAAAUUCCCAUUUUGACCAAAACCUUGAAAUUUCAUGCCCACGAAAUUAAAUGAUUUUACAGUAUGCGAUAAUUCACUAUUCAGCAUCAAAAUAAUGAAACAGUUUUUUCCCAGACAGUUACUGUUAAAAUAUUAAAGACACAUAUUUGUCAGACAUGCAGACUUCCUACUUAAGUACAUAACUAUUUUGCUGCCUUCAGUAUUGAAUUUACAUAAAAGUAUUUUUCUUGUCAUUCAGAUGUACUGGUAUAUAUUUGUAAUAUAUCGUAAUACAUUCUGAUACACUUAAAUAUUGUUUUGUGUGAAUGUAGUCUAUGGUUACGGAGAGUUUGUGAUGCAAAAGGUAUUGUAAAACUUGUUUUAACAAUUGGCUUAUUUUGUAUAUUGUUUAUAUUUUCUUGCAUAUUUUAUGUUUGUUAUAGUUUUGUUAACAGGUAUAACAUUAAAAAUACCUAAGCUUU
Mercenaria mercenaria is the source of this 8839-nucleotide messenger RNA. RefSeq lists its product as uncharacterized. NCBI's taxonomy places the organism in Eukaryota, Metazoa, Mollusca, Bivalvia, Venerida, Veneridae. Gene Ontology annotation, cellular component: nucleus; Holliday junction resolvase complex. Gene Ontology annotation, molecular function: 3'-flap endonuclease activity; crossover junction DNA endonuclease activity; DNA binding. The coding region runs from base 15 to 6863 and encodes 2282 amino acids. The transcript is spliced from 27 exons. Gene Ontology annotation, biological process: double-strand break repair via break-induced replication; DNA catabolic process; mitotic intra-S DNA damage checkpoint signaling. The record is from RefSeq and is a predicted model, not a curated record.